CAAACCUGUAGUCGCAGCGCACUCUAUCUUGCCUCUACCUUCAAGUUUUCGCCAGACGUUGAUGUCGCCAAAAUCGGCAGUAGACCAUGACUCGCCCCGAGAUAAUUCGCGCGGACUCGAUUGACUUGCAAGAUCGCGACGCCCCGUCAGCCAGGGACCACACACGCCAUCCACAACAUCAACCAUCGUCACUUGCGCCCCACCAGGCCGAGACUCUGCGCGAGGUUGCCGCGGAGACCGCCGAGGAGAACCUCCGUAGCCCUCGCGUGUCUUGGGGCGCCGGCACCGACGUCGAACACCAGCUUCAGCAGUACGCCGACGAUCUGGCCGCCGGCCUCACGAGCGCCCUUGAGCCCGCGACGCAGCUCGACAGCGCCGCCGCGCCAGCCCGGAACAAGAUGGAUCAACAAGAUGCCUUGGCCAUCGCGCAGAAUGGAGGCCACGAUGUGUCCGAGGAGGACCUCGACGCCAACGCCGACGACGACGGCAUGGACGACGACAUGAUGGACAAGAUCUCGAGCUCGCCCUCGAUCGAAGAUGAGGACAUCGAUUUCGAAUUCGUUUAUGCCCUGCAUACUUUCGUGGCCACGGUCGAGGGUCAGGCGAACGCGACCAAGGGUGACACCAUGGUGCUCCUCGACGACAGUAACAGCUACUGGUGGCUUGUGCGUGUGGUCAAAGACAGCAGCAUCGGAUACCUCCCCGCCGAGCACAUUGAAACACCGACCGAGAGGUUGGCCCGGCUCAACAAGCAUAGGAACAUUGACUUGUCGGCCGCUAUGCUGGGUGACCAGGCAGAGAAGACCAAGAAUCCCAUCAAGACGGCAAUGCGAAGAAGAAAGGCGAAAGGAGUAACGUUCGCAGAGCCGACUUACGUAGACUAUUCCGAAAUCGAUUACUCGACAGAGGAAGAAGACGGCGACAUGGACGACUAUGCCCAACAACAACAGCAGCAGCAACAGCAACAACAACAACAACAACAACAACAACAACAACAGCAGCAGCAGCAGCAGCAGCAGCAAGAGCAAGAGCAACAAAAACAGCAGCAGCAAGACCAGCAGCAAACAUCACAGGACCAGCAGCAGGCAGGGGCUAAGCAAUCGGCCAAGGACGAUGCUGGGAGGCUGGAAGCCUCAAGUCCGACUAGAACAAAGGAUGGGACCGUACGAGAUUCGUUCUUCAAAGACGAGACGGUUGAGACCAAGAAGAUCACCCUCACCCCGAAUCUCCUACGAGAUGACGGGGCCCCGAGAACGUCUAGCGAAUCUCGGGAGCUCAAGCAGAGACCCAGCCUUGAUAAACUCGAAAAGGACAACGUUCUCGGCAAGGACGACAAGCGCAAGAAGGAUAAAAAGGACAAGGAAAAGAAGCCCAGCGCAAUCCGGAGUUUCUUCACUAGGGGAGGGAAAAAGAAGUCGGCCGACGACGACGACGACUCGCUCGGCAAGCGAUCGAUGGACAGCAGCACAGACAAUGGGCACGGCAGGGAGCUCGACGAUGCUGAUGAUAGGCAAUCCCCCGAGGACGCGUCUGCCCCGCAACGACAACCAAGCAAAUUGCAGAAACAUCCUCGCGUGGACCCAUCGCCGACGCGGAAACCUGGCCCCGCUGUGCGCGAGGCUGCCCCCGAUGCCUCGACAGUCAACAACGUUGCCAAUGUCCCUCCAGCCACCAUGCGCAUUGUGGAGGAGGCUACGCAAGACAGUCGAGACAUUGCGCCGCGGUCUGAGAACACAAGGGAUACAAGCGGCCAGAUAUCGGCGACGGUGAAGAUCGCGCAGUCCAGGACGCAGGACAGGGAGAGCUCGCCACAUACCACGACCAGUGCCAAGACUCGCGCACCUCUGGACGACUCGGACUCGGGUGACGACGACGCAGUAGGGUCGCGGUCCAGACGUGCUGCUCAGCCCGGAGAUGGACACGAGGUAACUCGAGGGCUGCGACAAGCACAGAAUGUUGGUAGUGCUCCAAUGGAGCCAUCGGCGCCCAUCAAAGCGCAGGCCGCGGUCGAGCAUAUUGGCGGAUCCCCAGUCCAGAUCUCCCCCGCAAACUCCAGCAACCCACCACCGCUCAUGGUCGACACGUCGAGCCAGGACGAGGACCAGUCGUCGCCUAUAUCAUCGCCUUCCCCCGAGCCGCUAGACGGCGAUGAAGGCAGCAGCGCUCGGCACCGUAAGGAGGACUCGGUCACGACGUCGACGUCGACAACAAGCUCGGCAUGGAACGACACUAGCCUACGUGCUUUUUUCGACUCGGGCGUGGACAUUCGCGAUAUGCUUGUUGUGGUUUACGACAAGUCGGAUGUGGUACCGGCCGGUCCUGACCAUCCAGUUGCAGGCGCUCUGUUUAGAGAGCAAAAUGCUAAAUUGGCAGAGAUCACUACUCAACUUGACAACAUGUUGGGCGACUGGCUCGCCAGGAAGCAGAGGCUCAGAGGAGCCGUUUAGCAUGUUCAGCGCCGCCACCAGAUCUG
Molecule: messenger RNA, 2473 nt
Organism: Gaeumannomyces tritici R3-111a-1
Lineage: Eukaryota; Fungi; Ascomycota; Sordariomycetes; Magnaporthales; Magnaporthaceae
Exons: 7
Coding region: 87-2447 (786 amino acids)
Biological process (GO): establishment or maintenance of actin cytoskeleton polarity
Cellular component (GO): microtubule cytoskeleton; cell tip
Molecular function (GO): protein binding
Source: RefSeq, a predicted model, not a curated record